AUGAGUCGUUUAAGUAAGUGUCCGUCGGCAGCACUUCUUGAUGCAUCAGAAGGAGUUUUGGAAGAUCGACCAUUUGAAGCGAAUGCCACUAUAAAGUCACGAGCACGUUCACCGUAUUCAGGGCAAAGUUCUUCACCGUUCUCAUCAAAUAUCAGUGAAACUGAAUUAGAUGCUUCUUCUCUCUCACCACAUUCAUCAUGUUCAUCACUGAAUCAGUUGAAUACGUCAACGUCGAAUUCACAAUCGAAAUUAUUAACAACACAUCCGUCCUCAUCUGUCCAACAACAGCAACAGUCGCCUUUGUCGUUAUCGAAUCAUCCACGACCGAACAGUUCUGAUAAUAUAAAUAGCAGCUCGACUGAUAGUUUGAUUAAAAUGAGAGUGAAUCACAAUGCGAAGAAAGGUGAUAGUAGUGAUGAUGAGGCGGACAAUGAUAAUGAAGAUACUGUCGAAGAUGACAGCAACAGCAGUUCGAAUGAUGUUCUGAAUUCGAGGCAUUUCCUUCAAUCAUUUUUUGGUAAUAACAAUAGCAGUAUAAAUGAAAGAUUGCGGAACGGUAAUGAAGGCGUGCUGUGGAGACAUCAUAUAGAGCAUACGCUACCAAUAUCGCACGAAUUGUUGGGCCGUAAAUUCUCACUGAACAGUGCCAUACCAAACUCGCAGUGUUAUUCUCCAUCGACACAACAAAUCGUUCGCAAUAAUAUAACGUAUUCACCUAGUCCAAGUCCCACACCAAGUCCUACGCGUCGUAUUAUGAGGAGUUUAAGUCCAAUAGCUGUAAGACAGAUCACAAAACGACGAUAUACGAAUACGACAGCUGGAGGAGUGGAUAGUGAUGGAGAAUCCUCAACAUCAGGAAUAAAUGGCUCAGCCCCGAAACGGGCAUGUAUAUCAUCGCAACAAUGGUCAAAUGGAGGUUCAUCCUCUCCACUGGCCAACGAACGCUUGUCAUACUUGAGCGCUUUGCCCUCACCUGACGCUUCACUUUUAUCCUCGUCAACAUCGUUCCCAACAGCAGACAGUCGUAUGAAUGGCAUUGUAUCGAUGGCACAAACCUCCUUCUCGGCACCACAGCCUCCAUAUCGAAGCAUCGUCGAUAGUAAUGCUCAGCGGUUGACACCACUAGUAUCACCGAUGGAUUCAGAUGAAUCCAUUUCGAAUGUUGGUGACGAAGAGAUUACUUCACAAUCGCAUUCCCCACCAACACCGAAACAAACAGUUAAUAAGGGAUGUGAUGAUUCGUUCACAUACGAAUGUGUGUCGAAUAAGAAUGACGAAACUCUAUCAUCGUCAUCCUCGUCUGCGUCGGUGAACAAUAAUAUUCGUGAAAGUGAAUCGUUGUGA
Molecule: messenger RNA, 1344 nt
Organism: Anisakis simplex (herring worm)
Lineage: Eukaryota; Metazoa; Nematoda; Chromadorea; Rhabditida; Anisakidae
Source: the annotation of a GenBank genome assembly